AUGCACUACCGCUACGGAGUAGUCCAGUACGGUAUGACAGAACCCUGUGGAGCCGAUGUAGCAGCGCAUGGAUGGGGUCGAGCUUCGCCACCUCCGUUGGAUCGGAUAGCCGCUUCAGGUUAUCCUCGUGGUGAAACAACACUUCUUCUGCCGAAUCAGCUUGCUCGUUGGCCAGCGAUUCGCAACUCGCACCAAACCGAGCGCCCGUAUCACACCACGCAAUUUGCCCACGGCACACAGCUUGUACUUUGGGCAAGGAAUGCUCCAAUCACGGAAGUUCAUCGCAGCCUUGCUGGUCAGCGCGACGGCACGAAGCAGCAAUAUUCCAAAUUAGGUAUCUCGUACGACACGUCGACCUGUAAAAAGAGUAUUGAGAAUCUCGGCGCUGGCGUGGGUGCGGGCCUCUACGGUGGAUUCACAAGCGACGAUCUCGGAGAGAACCGACAAUGUGCAACUGUCGAUCCGGAACAUGAAUAUUACUGCCAAAGAGAGGAAAUUUGA
This is a messenger RNA of Trichoderma virens Gv29-8, 501 nucleotides long. RefSeq lists its product as uncharacterized. The coding region runs from base 1 to 501 and encodes 166 amino acids. The transcript has 4 exons. Lineage: Eukaryota; Fungi; Ascomycota; Sordariomycetes; Hypocreales; Hypocreaceae. The record is from RefSeq and is a predicted model, not a curated record.